UCUCCAAUUUACAUAAGUAUUAUCAUGCAAUAGGAUAUCCUGCUAAUAAUUAUGUCUUCUCUUGGUAAACAUAGUUUAUUUACUCUGCAUAAUUAUGUCUUGGUAAACAUAGUUUAUUUACUCUGCAUAAUUAUGUCUUGGUAAACAUAGUUUAUUUACUCUGCAUAAUGCAGUACCAACUGCCAUAUGUUUUUUGUCUCAAAGCUAUGCAGCCCCGCACAUGACAUCCAGAUGAAGAAAAAAUGGAUAUAGUGGCCAUGAAUCUAUAUUAUUUUCAUAACUUCAUUGCAACAUUUUCUUUAUUCACUCCAUUGUUAUAGUUAAAUCAUUGCCAAUUUGUACGAAUUUGUUCCUCUGACUAGACAGAUGCGUAGUUUAAUGCUAAAAUAGUCUUUGUCUAUCACACAAUAUGUUUUCUGUGAAAUAAUACUAGACAAACUAGCGCUACUGCUGACUACUUCUGACUGGUUCUCACUAUUGACAGCUGACUGUACUUGUACUUGACAGAUUGACAGCACUAUUGACUCUUCUAGACUCUAAACCAAGGCAAAAGUUAUGCAUUGUAUUCUAGCCUUUACCUAAAAUGAGUAAUCGUCAUGAAACACAAUUAGUCAUAGCAACAAAUUCUAAACUUGCAGCCACAAUAUUUCCUUCCCAACACCUUUGUUUUUUACAGAUAAUUAUUACUGGAUAUUAUAGUCAGAAAUGUUUACCUCAAAUAGUCUGCAUUGAAAAGAGAUUUAAACAGCUUAAUAAAAUGUCAACCUGUAGAGGGAGGGGUCAGAGGUGGUUCCUGGAAGAACAAAAAAAAUGAAAAGGUUUAUUUAUGGGUGUGUUUGUUGGGUGUGCUAUUAAAUAUUUGAGCUUUUGCCAUAACGACAAACACAUUCUCACAGUUGUUACACAUUAGAUAAGCGAGAAAGUCAUCUGAAUGGUUUUGUAUCUCCAUAUGAAGUCGGUAUCCAUUUACUUCAUAAGCUCUGGCUGAACAAACCCAGUGCUCUUACCCUGGAAAACUCACUGUACAUUGAGAGUGAUUGUUUUGAACUGACUUGCUAAACAGAGCUAAUUCAUUAUGGCACGUGAACAAGACUACUACAAUAUCAUGUAUGGCCUGCAGGAGCUUGAUUUUGAAGGGAAAGUAGUGCCCAGUGAUCUUGUACUAAUAGGUGAACAUGCCUUUCCACUUGCCAUGAAUCCAAGAGGUCAGGUGCUAAUGGCCGCAUCUCAUUACGGUCAGGGACGUGUGGUGGUGUUGGGACAUGAGCAAUACCUAACAAGCUUCCCUGGCCUGAUAGAGAAUGCCCUAAUGUGGCUCAUGCCAUGUACCGGUGAUGCUGGCGUUGUAGGGAUUCAGAAGAGUUUACGUUCACUAGCUGAAAACUUGAACUACUGCCCUAUCAAGACAGAGCUAGGAGACUUUCAGAAUGGAUUAGCUAUAUAUAUCACAGAUGCUUACAGUGUCGAGAGCUGUGCAAAGGAUCUGAUCGCUUUCAUCAAAGCUGGGGGUGGCUUGAUCAUUGCCGGCCAGGCCUGGAGUUGGGCUGAAGCCCACCCAGAAGAAAACACUUUAAGGAACUUCCCAGGAAACAAAGUGUGCAGUGUUGCAGGAAUUUACUUCUCGGAACACCAAGGAGAAGUUGGCAUCUUUCCUGUUCCAGGAAGCAUCCCUUCCAGUUGGCUUUCUGUAUCGAUAGGCAAGGACUUUAAAGAUGACCUACAGUUCCUGCUAGAAGGUGUGUCUGAGUUUGAUGUCCAAGGUGGGGCUAUAUCAUCUGAGGUGAUGGUGCACGGACCAUUAGCAUUUCCUAUCGCAGUUACUCCAGCUGGAAAAGCAUUCAUUGCUGGUGCCUAUUAUGGGCAAGGUCGUGUAAUCCUGCUUUCACAUGAAGGCUUCAUGGGACGGGAAUCUCUGUCCACUUUCCUGAUCAACGCUAUCAAGUGGCUGGACGAGGGUCGCAAGGGUGCUAUUGGGAUUCUACCCAACCUAAAGGGAGCCCACACAGUACUGAGCAAAUCUGGUUUAGAUUGCCAGUUAACUGGUUUUAAAGAAGAUCUAAGUGUUUAUGUUUGCACUUCAUACAGUGAUGCCCAGUGUGCAGAGAUUCAAGAAUUUGUGGCUGAAGGCGGUGGUCUUAUGAUUGGGGGUCAUGCCUGGUAUUGGGCCCAGACCCACUGCAGCUGCAAUGUGAUGACUGAUUAUCCAGGAAAUCACAUUCUUAAUAAAAUGGGAUUGUGUCUCUUGGGCAGCACUUUGGGUGGAGGGUUAUACAAAGCCCCAGAAAUUGAGCAUAGUUGUAAAGAGGGGUACCACUUUCGUAGCAUGCUGCAUCGGUUUGCUGAACAUGUAAGCCUGGGGAAAGAACUGACUAGUCAUGAACAGAGCUGCUUAAAACAGCUGGGCAAUGACUGUGCCAGUUACCUUCGCAUGCAAUCUCAUGACAGUACUGCCUAUACUUCAGUGGUAGGUCUUCUUAGUGACAUAGUGAAGGAGGUAGGUGUUCCACAAGUGUGUAGUAACUGCCCUGUUCAAAGUGCAAAGGACCAUCUGAUGCUCCGUGUUGGGACUGAGAUUUACAAGGUGUCACCUGAUCCUGAUGCCCUUCUUCCAUACAUCAUUAAGGACAGACCUAACUUGCCAACUGUGUCUAAUGCAAGAGUUCAGAUCACUGCCAACACUGGAGCUUGUGAAGAAUGGAUAAGCACAGGUUUAUAUCUUUCUCCUGGAAUGAAGACGUACAUAGCAGUACCUCCAGAGAUUGUUGGGAAAAAAUGGCAGGUGCAGCUUGGUUGUCAAACAGAUAAUAUUGGUGGAGCAGACGUUCUGAAACGGGCUCCUGUGGUCCAUGAGCGAUUCCCUUUGGACACAGAGAUGGUUCAAGUCUGCAAUCUAUGGGGAGGGCUCAUCUACCUAAUAGCACCUCCUCAAAGCGAAGUGGAUGGGGUGGAAAUUGUCGUGCAGGUGUCAGUACAGGCUCCAUAUUUCAAGUCUGGAGUGACCAGUGUAGCUGACUGGGUGGACGGGAUCCGUCAAGCACCUGCCCCCUGGGCAGAGCUUGAGUUUGAGAACAUCAUCAUGACUUUAGAAUCAGAAUAUAUAAGGAAUCUGGACUGCCCUGAUGAGGUGGCUAAACUUUGGGACAGCAUAAUGAGAAGCAUCGCUGACCUUGCAGCAAGGCCUCCCAAGUUUCCCCGCAAGGAGCGGUUUGUUGCAGAUGUUCAGAUCUCUCAUGGUUUCAUGCAUGCUGGAUAUCCUAUCAUGAUGCACUCCACCUCUGCCCCAGCUCUAGUAAAUGUGCAGCAAGCCUAUAAAAGUGGUAUUUGGGGAUCCAUUCACGAGCUGGGUCAUAACCAACAGCGUGGAGUUUGGGAGUUCCCUCCACACACCACCGAGUGCACUUGCAACCUUUGGUCUGUGUAUGUGCAUGAGGAAGUGCUGGGUUUAAAUAGGUCAAAUGCUCAUCCAGCCAUGACUCUAGAAAACCGCCAGGCUCGUACCAAGAUGUAUUGCAGUGGCGGUAAAGAUUUAAAAAGUUGGACUAUGUGGACAGCACUCGAGACAUACAUGCAGUUACAGGAAAAAUUUGGCUGGGAUGCUUUCAAAAAAGUUUUUACAGCCUACCAUGAUAUGAAAGGAGUGCCAAAAGACAAUGCAGGCAAGAUGAAUCUAUAUGCUGAGACCUUCUCCAAGGUGGUCAACCUGAAUCUUUGCCCUUUCUUUAAAGCGUGGGGUUGGCCCAUCGAGCCCAGCACACAAGAAAAGAUCUCUCAUCUCCCUGAAUGGAAUGACCAUCCUAUGGUCCAGUAUGCAUAGGAACAUCUAAGAUAGUGUUAAAAAUGUACAGUGCCAGUUUUAAUCUAAUGGGUUAGAUUAAGUAUAAAAAUGAUAAAUGCUUACUUGGAAUGUCACAGAAGUUAACCUUUCUUAUAAGUACAUAGAUGGGCAAUUGAUUCAUGUCAGUUUAAGUUAUGGAAUAUUCAGAGCACUUGAUAUUAAUUAAAGGUGGCAGUAGGCUAGUGGGCUAAGGUUAAACAGAAUCACACAUUAUACUUUUCAUAAAUACUGAAAACUGCGUGAACUGCAAUAAACAGUAUGGCAUGGUGUAUUUCCUUUCCUUUUUUCUAUCAAAGAGAAUAAAUCAUAUAUAUUAUUUUAUAAGACUCUGAAUGGUGCAUAAUGUUUAUGUGAUUUGAAAAUACAGAAUAAAGCCCUGUUGCAAAUGCU
Messenger RNA from Carassius auratus (goldfish), 4225 nucleotides. RefSeq names its product TRPM8 channel-associated factor homolog. Gene Ontology annotation, biological process: positive regulation of protein targeting to membrane. The transcript is spliced from 8 exons. Lineage: Eukaryota; Metazoa; Chordata; Actinopteri; Cypriniformes; Cyprinidae. The coding region runs from base 1076 to 3814 and encodes 912 amino acids. Gene Ontology annotation, cellular component: plasma membrane. The record is from RefSeq and is a predicted model, not a curated record. Gene Ontology annotation, molecular function: transmembrane transporter binding.